UCCCUGAAGGAGGCUGACCUCUUUCCCGCGAUGACAGUUUCCUGCAGGCUUGCUGAGGCGGACUGCUCGCCCUCACAGUAGGAUGUGCUGACGGGGAGCAGGGUUAGAAAGAGUUGAGCUGCUCGGCAUGCAGUGGACGAAGCUGACAAAGUGAUUAUUAGUUCAUUUUUCAAGGAGCAGCGAAUGUCGCAGGUGGAUACCGAGGGGAAAUGAGUAACAAGAUGGACGGUCCAGCGGGAGAGGGUGCCAAAGCCAAUGGGCCCAUUGCAGCACCUAACACCCCCACAAGUACAAUGGGCCCCCCUCUGUCCCCAGAAGAGAUGGCCGAAGAGCAGCAAUCAUCCCUGACAGAUGUCACUAAAAUGUGGAUUAACUUUGCCAAGACUUUUGCCCUAAUAUUUCCUAUCUACGUCUUGGGAUAUUUUGAAUUCAGCUUUAGCUGGGUUCUGAUUGGACUUGCAAUGCUUUUCUACUGGAGGAAGAACUAUGGCAACGGGGACUACAGGAUAAACCGUGCCUUAGCGUUCCUGCAGCAGGAGGAGAAAGCGGUGAAGCAAAGUGUGCCAACCACAGAGCUGCCACCAUGGGUCCAUUAUCCAGAUGUGGAAAGAGUGGAAUGGCUGAAUAAGACGGUGAAGCAGAUGUGGCCGUUUAUCUGCCAGUUUGUGGAGAAGCUGUUCAGAGAGACCAUCGAGCCGGCGGUGAAGGGCGCCAACCCUCAUCUCAGCACCUUCUGCUUCACCAAGAUUGACAUGGGCGACAAGCCGCUGAGAGUGAAUGGAGUGAAAGUUUACACAGAAAAUGUGGACAAGAGGCAGGUUAUCAUGGACCUGCAGAUCAGUUUUGUCGGGAAUACAGAAAUUGACGUGGACAUCAAAAAGUACUACUGCAGGGCUGGAAUCAAAAGUAUACAGCUUCAUGGAGUGAUGAGAGUGGUGAUGGAGCCGCUGCUGGGGGACAUCCCUCUGAUCGGAGCCCUUUCUGUCUUUUUCCUCAAGAAACCUUUGCUGGACAUCAAUUGGACUGGGCUCACAAAUAUGUUGGACAUUCCUGGUGUCAAUGGGUUAUGUGACAACCUACUGCAGGACAUCAUCUACAGCUACCUGGUGCUGCCAAACCGCAUCGACAUCCCGCUAGUGUCAGAGGCCCAGAUGGCUAGACUGCGCUUUCCCAUUCCCAAGUGCAUCCUGAGAAUCCACUUCAUCGAGGCUCAGGAACUGCUGCGUAAGGACAAGUUCCUGGGAGGGCUGGUCAAAGGGAAGUCGGAUCCGUACGGAGUCAUCAAGAUUGGGACGGAUCUCUAUCAGAGCAAAGUCAUCCACGACACCGUAAACCCGAAGUGGAACGAAGUUUAUGAGGCCUUGGUGUAUGAUCACUCGGGGAGCAGUAUGGAGAUUGAACUGUUCGACGAAGACCCUGAUCAGGACGACUUUCUGGGAAGUCUUGCAAUCAACAUGGCCGAGCUCCAGAAGGAACAGAAGGUCGAUGAGUGGUUUCCAUUGGAAGAUGUGACCACAGGGAAGUUACACCUCAAACUGGAGUGGCUGACUCUGUUGUCCACCCCUGAAAGGCUGGACCAGGUGCUGUCGGGCAUCAGAGCAGAUCGCAGUCAAGCCAGUGACGGCCUCUCGUCUGCGGUGCUCAUUGUCUUCCUGGAUUCGGCCAGAAACCUUCCGGGUGUCUUCGAGGGGAACUUGGGCUCUGGCUACUUAAAAGAGAGGCGCGCGUCGGGCCUCGUGUUUUGCGAGAACACGGCUUCUCUCUAUCGGAGCUUAUUUCGCAAUCCGUUAGAGUUCAACCAAGCGGGGCUGAGGAAGGGCUCGGUCAGUAAGGCCAUCAAGUCUGGUAAGAAGGUGACCAGUGAUCCCAGCCCGUUUGUCCAGUUCAGAGUGGGACACAAGUCCUACGAGAGUAAGACCAAGUAUAAGACUCAUGAACCGUUGUGGGAGGAAACCUUCACCUUCCUCAUCCACAAUCCCAAAGUCCAAGAGUUGGAGGUUGAGGUGAAGGAUGAGAAGCACGAUUGUUCACUGGGGACAUUAACACUGCCCCUGACUCGCCUGCUGGAGGCAGAGGAGAUGACGUUGAACCAGAGGUUCCCUCUGAGGAACUCUGGACCGAGCUGUACCCUCAAGAUCAAAAUGGCUCUGCGGGUGUUGAGUCUGGAUAAGGGCACUUCAGCAGCUUCAAACUCCACCCCGUCCUCAGUGCAGGUCCGCAAAUCCGAGUCCUCCAACUCGACCCCACGGCCCUCUAUCUCCUCAGAAUCGCCCAAGCCUCCCGCCUCUACCUCAGACAUUCCCAGAUCAUCCUCCGUGUCAGCCAAGGAGAUGCUGAACAGGCAGAAAGAAGCUAAGGAGACUGUGAGGACCCAGCAAAGCAUGGACUUUGGGCAGGAUGGCAGUGUAGGUGGAGGAGGGAAGAGCUUGGCGGAGACUGGGAGAAGCACCUCAAACCUGGCCAUCUCGGGCUCCCAGCAGUACCUGGCCAGUGGCAAGGAGCCAACUCCCAGCAUUGCUUCAGACAUCUCCAACCCUUACGCUGCUCAGGAGCUGCAGCAAAGACUCGAGCAGUUUCACAAUGGUUCAGGCCCCAGUCUUUUCCCCCUGGGGGAGAUCCAGCUGACGAUCAGACACAGCUCCCAGAGAAACAAACUCAUCGUAGCUGUUCACAGUUGCAGAAACCUCAUAGCUUUCACUGAUCAUGGCUCGGAUCCUUACGUCCGGCUCUACCUGCUUCCCGACAAGCGGAGGUCAGGUCGAAGGAAAACUCCAACAGUCAAGAAAAACCUCAACCCGGUCUACGAUGUGACGUUUGAGUUCAGCGUUUCCCUCGUGGAGCUCCACAGGCGGAAUCUAGAUGUUGCCGUGAAGAACGGUGGAGGUCUGCUCUCCAAACACAAAGGCCUGCUUGGAAAGGUUAUGGUGGAAUUGACUCAUGAUCAGAUCACCAAGGGUUGGACACAAUGGUAUGAGCUGAGCUCAGAUGGCCUGGCCAAGUCCAACCAACUUUAAGUCGCCAUCAUUAGUAUCGUCAUCAUAUCACCACACUUCCACUUUAUAUUCACUUCACUUCCAUCUCUACAGUACGAUGUGUUUUCUAAUAAUUUUCAUUAUUUCUAACUGCAAGAAACAAACUGAUUAAGAAAAGCAGCUUUUGACACUCAUUUAAUCACAUCAGUCGCAAGGCAAACCUUCCCUUUAAGAAGUGAGUGAUUGGCUAAAGGGAGUAUAUACAUGUAGAGAACUAUACUACGUUGUGUAGUGCUAUGGAAACCUAUAUUCUAUAUUUAGAGAAGUGACUGUUUUUUUUGUUGUCUUUCCACAAAGAAUGAUAGUGUACAAGUGUGUAAAUAAUGUACAGUGAUGCUGGACAAAUCAGAGUACAGGGGUGUAUUGUAGAAGUGAGAAGGAGUCGUGGUGUCUUACUUGGCCAAAUGAUUGUUUAUAAUUUUAUUUCAUUUGAUUUAAUUUUUAUUUUUUAAAUGCAAAAACAUUCUGGACAGAGUCGCACCAAAGAGUGGAGUAUUUUUAUUAUUUAGCACAGUUGGGGUUUUGGGUAACACAGCAAUACACUGGCUUUAUUUCACCGUAAUAACGUGUGUGUGUGCGUGUGCGUGUGUGUGUGUGUGUGCGCAAAACCCAAGCAAAAAUAAUGAUAUGCACACACGUGUGUUGUUUUAUUUGGUGGCAUGUUUCUGGGUUUACAUUGAAAUAAGGCCAUUAUUAAGUGUUACCUGUUUGUUUUGUAAAAACUGAAUAUGAAUAUUGCACUUUUUUUUCUUUGUUUGUUUUUUUUUAAAUCUGUUGAUUAUCAUAUUUACUCAGUGCAAACAUCGCCAAAACUCAUCUAUAGACAAGUACAAUUUUUUAAACCAUAAGAGGUGGUAAAAAAAAUAGUGUUGAAAGUUCAUGGAAUAGUUUAACAUUUUGAUGAAAAUGUUUUACUCACAGGUCUCUGCAAGAAGAUGUUUAGCUUAGCUUAGCUUAGCCUAGUUUAGCUUAUCGUAGCUUAGCCUAGCUUAGCUUACUUUAACAAUAAAGUUUGUGUGUCCUUUUGGGGGGAUUUCUUUCCUCACUGUUUGGGUUACGUUUAGUCACCACAACUACAGGUUUGCCCAUUA
Molecule: messenger RNA, 4123 nt
Organism: Pundamilia nyererei
Lineage: Eukaryota; Metazoa; Chordata; Actinopteri; Cichliformes; Cichlidae
Gene: esyt2a
Product: extended synaptotagmin-like protein 2a
Exons: 25
Coding region: 210-3014 (934 amino acids)
Biological process (GO): lipid transport
Cellular component (GO): endoplasmic reticulum membrane
Molecular function (GO): calcium-dependent phospholipid binding; calcium ion binding; phosphatidylethanolamine binding
Source: RefSeq, a predicted model, not a curated record